UGGCCCCGCCGCUGCCGUCGUGCGGCGCCGUGGUGGUGGCGGUGGCCACGGAGCCCUGAGCGCCCGCCGGGGAGCGGGGCUGAGCGCCGAGAGCGGCGCUCCCCGCCUGGGCUGCACCCGAAGAGAGAGGCAGCGAGCGGGGAGCUGCGGCGGCCAUGGGCAACGAGGCGAGCCUGGAAGGAGGCGAAGGGCUGGGCUCCUUCCCCGAAGGGGCGGCGGCAGCCGGGGAUGGCGGCGGCCCUACGGCCCUCUUGGAGAGCCUCGUCCCGGCCGGGGUGGAGGCGGACCUGAGCCAGCUGAGCGAGGAGGAAAGGAGGCAGAUCGCCGCUGUCAUGUCAAGGGCGCAGGGGCUGCCCAGAGGGAACCUCGCCGCCGCGGAGCCGCCUCCCAUGCAAAGACAUCCUGAGCUUGAUACAAGACCCAGGCAACCAGGUAAGCCUCCAGAUCCAGGACCACCAAGUUUAAGUAAAAGCAGAACAGUAGAUGCGCUGAAGACAGAACAACGGGCACCUGGACGGAGCCCUUCUUCUAUUAGUCUAAGGGAGUCAAAGUCCAGGACUGAUUUUAAAGAAGAUCAGAAGCCAAGUAUGAUGCCCAGUUUUCUUUCAGAAGCCAAUCCACUGAGUGCAGUCACUUCAGUUGUGAACAAAUUCAAUCCUUUUGAUUUGAUAUCAGAUUCAGAUGCAGCCCAAGAAGCUAGUAGGAAACAAAAGGUUACACCAAAAGAGCAAGGGAAACCUGAGGAGCAGAGGGGUCUUGCAAAACAUCCAGCUCAACAACAGUCUGCAAAGCCAGCUGUUCAACAACAAGGACCUGCCAGACCUACUCCCCAGCAAACUGAGUCUUCCAAACCAGUGCCUGGGGAACCAAAGCAAGUUCAGAGACCAGGCCCUGGUCACCUGUCAGACUCAAAAGCAGAACCAGCGAAACAACCACUCCAGCCACGAGGACCACAAAAAUCUCAGCCCCAACAGUCAGAACCAUCGAAGCCUGUUCAACAACCACCGUCUGCAAAACCUUCAGGCCCAACAACAAAACUCUCACCACAGCAAACAGAGAAUGUUAGACUGUCAUCCCAAGCACCACCUCCCACGAAACCAUCAUCACAGCAGCCAGGACCUGUAAAACAACCAUCUCAGCAGCCGGCACGACAAGGGGGUCCUGUAAAGCCAUCUUCACAACAAGCAGGGCCUCCAAAGCAGCCUUCUCAACAACCUGGACCUGAAAAGCCAUCUGCUCAGCAAGCAGGACCUGCAAAACAACCAUCCCAGCCUGGACCUGGGAAGCCACCUCCGCAGCAAACAGGACUUGUAAAACAAGUGCCACCACAGACAGGGCCAGCAAAACCAUCUUCUCAGCCUGCAGGGGCUGCAAAGCCCCUGGCACAACAACCAGGACCUACAAAACCACCAAACCAGCAACCGGGGCCUGAAAAGCCCUUGCAGCAAAAACAAGCUGGUCCAACCCAACCUACUGAGUCCACCCCAAAGAAAACCUUCUGUCCUCUUUGCACAACUACGGAACUGCUGCUGCAUGCUCCAGAAAAGGCCAAUUACAACACUUGCACACAGUGUCAUACUGUAGUCUGCAGCCUGUGUGGAUUCAAUCCCAAUCCUCAUAUAACAGAGAUUAGUGAAUGGCUCUGUUUAAACUGCCAGAUGCAAAGAGCAUUAGGUGGUGACCUAGCACCAGGUCAUGGUCCCAGGCCACAGCCACCUCCACCCAAACAGAAGACACCCAUUCCAUCUUCACCAGCUAAACCAUCUCCCCAGCCACAGCCAGCCCAAAAUAAAGAUGCUUCUCCAAAACCUGAUCCUUCUCAGUUGGCAGAAUCGAAGAAACCCCUGCCACAGAAAAAGCAACCCUCCUUGGCUGGGUCUCCCCCUGUAAAAUCAAAACAGCCCUGUGCCGAGCCAACUGAGACCUCCCAGCAAAUAGAUCUUACUCCAAAGUCUGAUCAGGCCAAGCCACCACAGGCUGAAGAUAAGCAAAAACAACCCAGUAUACAGAAGCCCACAGCAGACACUGUGCCUACCUCUGCAGCACCAGGAACGAAACAGGAUUCAGCAGGUCCCAGACCUCCACCAGCUCAACAGAAAAUGGUAGAUUCCCCAAAGCCAGAGCUUGCCAAGCUGCCACAGGACACACAGCCAGCUGUGGACAAAACAGAUUCCAAACCUCUUCCACAAGUGUCUCGGCAGAAGUCAGAUCCCAAGCUUGCAUCUCAGCCUGGGGCUAGACCAGAUGCUAAAACUCAAAAGCCUGCUGAGCCAACACAAGAAAAGGAUGAUCCUAAGAAGUUACAAACAAAACCAUCCCCAAAGCCUGAUACCAAACCGUCUCCCAAGGGACCACAGGCAGGGGCGGGUCCCAAGCCAGUGCCAGCCCAGCCGGCACCUCAACCUCAGCCGCCUCAGAAAAUUCCAGAGCAGCCAAGGCGUUUCAGCCUUAAUCUGGGAGGCAUCACUGAUGCCCCUAAGCCUCAGCCUACAACACCACAAGAAACAGUUACUGGGAAACUCUUUGGAUUUGGAGCUUCCAUCUUUAGCCAGGCCUCAAAUUUAAUCUCCACAGCUGGUCAGCCGGGGUCUCAGACAUCAGCCCCCCUUGCACCUGGUCCUUCAGUGAAACAGCCUCAGCCUCCGUCACAGCCUCUAGCCUCUCAGGCAGCCCCUAAAGAGGCUGGUCAGGCUCAGCCUCUUCCAAAAGCUGUUCCUCUGAAGAGAGAAGCCAAGCCUCCUAUGACUGAAAAACCAGAGCCAUCAAAAGCGGAUGGUGUUUUAGCAGCGAAAGGGUCUGAUUUAGAAAAGAAACCUGGUUUGGCUAAAGAUAGCAAGCCUCAGGCUGCUGAAGUGAAGAAACCUGCUGGGCUGUCAGAACUGGAGAAAGCCAGCCAGCCUAAAGAGUCUUGUCCCCUUUGUAAAACUGGACUAAAUAUUGGUUCUAAGGAUCCCCCCAACUUUAAUACAUGUACAGAGUGCAAGAAAGUUGUCUGCAAUCUCUGUGGAUUUAACCCGAUGCCGCAUAUAGCAGAGGUACAGGAAUGGCUGUGCUUAAACUGCCAGACCCAAAGGGCAAUGUCAGGACAACUUGGGGAUAUGAGCAAGGUGCCACUUCUGAAAUCAGGCCCUUCACAGCCAGUACCCAAACCACCUGCCUCUCCUCAAAAACAGCCUGUGCCUGCUGUCUCACAUUCCCCUCAGAAGACUUCCACACCACCUACUCCAGCGGCAGCAAAACCAAAAGAAGAAUCAGGCAUUCAGAAGGAAGCUCCAAAAUUUCCACAGGGGAGACUGGAAAAAACAUUGUCAGCAGAUAUCCAGCAAGGAAUUCAAAAAGAAGAUGCAAAACACAAGCAGGGAAAACUUGUCAAGACACCCUCAGCUGAUAAAAUCCAACGUGUUUCUCAGAAGGAAGACCCAAGACUCCAGCAAACAAAACUGACAAAGGCAGCCUCAUCUGAUAGAAUUUUGCAUGGAGUUCAGAAGGAGGAUGCGAAAUUUCAAGAGGCAAAACUGGCAAAAACAUCCUCAGCUGAUAAGAUUUUGCAUGGAGUUCAAAAGGAAGACCUGAAAUUUCAAGAGGCAAAAUUGGCAAAGAUGCCCUCAGCUGACAAGAUUUUGCAUGGGAUUCACAAAGAAGACCCAAAACUCCAGCAGUUGAAAAUGGCAAAGGCACUAUCAGCUGACAAAAUCCAGCCUUCAGUUCAGAGGGAAGAUGCACAGCUUCAGGAGGUCAAAUUGUCAAAGGCAGCUUCAGCUGAUAAAAUCCAACAUGGAAUUCAGAAAGAAGAUCCAAAACUUCAACAUGAGCAAAUCAUGAAAACAUCAGUGGAGAAAAUCCAACAGGAGGCUCAAGAAGAAGAAUCAAAACUUCAGCAAGGAAAACUGUCAAAGAUACUUUCAGCAGAUAAAAUUCCUGCAACAGUAAGUUCAGACCAAAAGAAACCCCUGAGCGCAUUGGAAGAAGAUAAAAAACCUGUGCUCCCAGAGAAGAGCACACCACACCCAGAGGACAAAAAAGAACAAAUUAUAGCUGAGGCUAAAGACCAUGCUGCUGAACAAAAACCAGAAGUUGAUGCCCCUUACAAGGGUCUGCAAGCUAAGAAGCAAGAGGAUGUUAAGAAAGAAGGUUUGACAACUGGUACUUCGCAAGUGGUUUUGAAAGCAGAUAAAACUCAGGAAGAAGAAAUUCCUGUUCAACCAGCACCUGUGCCAGGAACUGACCAUGUGGAAGCAGUGAAAGAAAAAAUAGAAAAGGAGGAUGACAAAUCAGACACAUCAAGCUCACAGCAACAGAAAAGUCCACAAGGUCUGAGUGACACCGGGUAUUCUUCUGAUGGGAUAUCAAGUUCACUUGGUGAAAUUCCAAGUCAUAUCCCCAGUGAUGAAAAGGAUUUACUCAGAGAAUCUCAUAAAAAAGACACUAUUUCACAAGAAAGUCCACAAAGCCCCUCAGAUCUAGCUAAAUUGGAAAGUACUGUACUAUCUAUUCUGGAAGCUCAGGCAAGUACACUUUCUGAUGAAAAAUCUGUGAAGAACAAAGAGCUUUAUGAAAUGUAUGGGGAACAGACAAAGGAUCAACAUAAACCAAAACCUUUGCCAGUCACUCCAGAAUCUUACAGUUCAGAUGAGGAAGACUUAGAAGCUAUUCAAGAAUGUGAAAGAACUAUUGUAGAAGAUGGUAAGGGAAGUGCUUCCUCCCGGGCAGACUACAAGGAAGGAGAUGGAGGAGAUGACAUAUUGGCAAGAAGACAACGCUAUGAUUCUGUGGAAGACAGCAGUGAGAGUGAAAACUCACCUGUCCCAAGGAGAAAAAGAAGAGCUAGUAUUGGUUCUUCAAGCAGUGAUGAGUAUAAACGAGAUGACAGUCAGGGAUCAGGUGAUGAGGAAGACUUCAUCAGAAAACAGAUUAUAGAAAUGAGUGCCGAUGAAGAUGCCUCAGGUUCUGAAGAUGAUGAGUUCAUUAGAAGCCAACUCAAAGAGAUCAGUGUAACUGAAAGCCAAAGGAAAGAAGAAGUGAAAAGCAAAGCCAAAGGAACAGCUGGAAAACAUAGAAGAAUGACACGGAAGAGCAGUGCAGGAUAUGAUGAGGAUGCAGGAAGAAGACAUUCAUGGCAUGAUGACGAUGAUGAGACAUUUGAUGAAAGCCCAGAGCCGAAAUACAGGGAAACUAAAAGUCAAGACAGUGAAGAACUUGUGGUAACUGGAGGAGGAGGCCUUCGGCGUUUCAAAACAAUAGAAUUAAAUAGUACAAUAACAACUAAAUAUUCUGAAGCAUCUGAACAGCAGAAAGGUAUUUUAUAUUUUGAUGAAGAGCCUGAGCUAGAGAUGGAGAGUCUUACAGAUUCACCAGAGGAUAGAUCUAGAGGAGAAGGGUCUUCUAGUUUACAUGCUUCUAGUUUUACACCAGGUACGUCUCCUACUUCGGUGUCAUCACUUGAUGAAGACAGUGACAGCAGUCCUAGUCACAAAAAACUGGGAGGGGAGAGCAAACAACAGCGCAAAGCCAGACAUCGGUCACAUGGUCCUCUUCUUCCAACUAUCGAAGAUUCUUCUGAAGAAGAAGAACUACGGGAAGAGGAGGAGCUGCUAAAGGAACAAGAGAAACAGCGUGAAUUAGAACAGCAACAAAGAAAAAGUUCAAGCAAAAAAUCUAAAAAGGACAAGGAUGAACUCAGAGCUCAGAGAAGAAGGGAACAUCCAAAGACUCCACCAAGUAAUCUUUCUCCAAUUGAAGAUGCCUCUCCAACAGAAGAAUUACGACAAGCAGCAGAAAUGGAAGAGCUGCACAGAUCUUCCUGUUCUGAAUAUUCACCUAGUAUUGAGUCAGAUCCGGAAGGAUUUGAGAUAAGCCCAGAAAAAAUAAUAGAAGUGCAAAAAGUUUACAAAUUGCCUACUGCUGUCUCUCUCUACUCACCAACAGAUGAACAACCAAUUGGACUCCCAAAAGAAGAAAAUGGUCAAAAGACAUUGAAAAGUGCUGAAGAGGUAUAUGAGGAGAUGAUGCACAAGUCCAAGUCAUUUCAAAUUGCAAAUGAAAAAGAUGAAGUAUUUGAAAAAGAAUCUUUAUAUGGUGGAAUGUUAAUAGAGGAUUACAUUUAUGAAUCUUUAGUAGAAGAUACUUACAAUGGAACUAUUGAUAGUAAUCUUGUCAUGAGACAAGAUGAGAGCAGUGAGUAUAUACAACAGAGAGGUAAAGAGAAAAAAAUAAGAGCUUCAGAUCAGAUGUAUGAAGAGCCACAGAAAAUUACCGAUCUACAGAAAGACUACUAUAGUGUUGAGACUUUACAUUCUAUGGUGCCUCAAGAAGAUAUUGUUUCUAGUUCUUACAUUAUCCCAGAAAGUCACGAAAUAGUUGUAUUAGACAGCACAGUAACUUCCACCACUGAAGAAAAGCAGUUGUUAGAUGCAGAAGCUGCUUAUGAAGAGCUUAUGAAAAGACAGAGAAUGCAGCUAACCCCAGGGUCCAGUCCAACACAACCAACUUCAGGUUUUGUUCCCACUUCUGAUACACAGGUAUCUAGUGUUGGAGAAAUGGUGGAUAGUACAUCCUUAACAUCAAGCACUACUUCAGCAAUCUCAGAUGUAUCACCUGUCAGUAGCACAGCACUUUCUAUUCCAGAUGUUAAAAUAACACAGCAUUUUACAGCAGAGGAAAUGGAAGAUGAAUACUUAACAGAUUAUGCCAGAGAAAUUCAAGAAAUAAUUUCUCAUGAAACAUCAAUGUUGACAUACUCUGAGACAUCAGAAGGUGCUACGUCAAUAUUACCUUCUGAUACGGCUUCCUUAACAUCAUCUACAUCUUCAGUUUGUACCACAGAUAGCUCAUCACCUAUAGACAGUGCAACCAUAGGUUAUGUAGAUACAGCAGAUGCUGUAUGUAAGCUAGCAGAUUCUGAAGGUGUCAGGAUAAUAACCCAAGUUCCUUUAACAUCUGCAAAAGAGUACUCUGAAGUGAGCAUGCCUUAUGAAUCUAUUACUGAAGCCACUAAAAAGCCAUCUAUAGCAUCAGAUAAGCAAAGUGUGGAUCAACCUGCAGUUUGUUUGCCUGAAACUGCACCUUCAGUAAUGGCAACUACACUUAUAAAACCCAAGCAAUAUGCAGCUGAUACCAUUACCUUUGAUACCUCCAAAUCAGAAAAGGAAGCAGCUAGGAAAAUCAAAAGUACAAUAGAGGCUGGCAUUGUCAAAAUUCAUCAGGAAGAUUCACAUGAAGAAUUGGGUGUUGGUAUGACAAGGAUUAAUUUAACUAGCACUACAUCUGAGCAGCCACCUGUAUGUAUAGUGUCAGUACCAGUUACAGAGCCUGCAUCAGAAAUAUCUUCUGUACCUACUCCUAGUGUUGUAAGUAAGACCAGCAUGGUCUCUGUGCCUUCCUCAGCUCCUGCUAUAACAGCCAAAGUAUUCUCUCUUUUUAGAAGCUCUUCUUUGGAUUCUCCUGCACAACCUUUUCCACCCCUACCUCCUCCUCCUCCUCCACCACCUCCUCCACCACCAUUACCUCCACCUAUUUUACCCAAGCCAGCCAUUUAUCCCAAAAAGAAGCCACAGAUUAAGACUCCAGCAGCAACAGCUCCCACAGUGGUACCUUCAGUCACAAGUGUUCCAAUACUGGAGUCCACAUCUGUAUUAAAGAAUCAUGUGGUACCUAUCGCAAAAACAUACACCCCAACACCACCUCCUGUACCACCCAAACCAUCCUCCAUUCCAGCAGGGCUUGUUUUCAGUCACAGGCCCACUGAAGUAACUAAACCUCCAAUUGCUCCUAAACCAGCAGUUCCUCCACUCCCCAUAGUUGUUCAUAAGCCAGCAGAAAUGCAGCCCAAGCCAAUAUGUUUGCCGUUGACUUCAAGUAUGACUCUGAAUUUGGUCCCUGCAACUGAAUACAAAAUAGCAUCUCCCACUUCCCCUUUGUCUCCACAUUCUAACAAAUCUUCACCAAGGCUGACAAAACCCUCACAGGAAACCUAUGUUGUCAUCACAUUGCCAUCUGAGCCUGGAACUCCCACAGAAGCUAUAACUAGUCAGGCUGUUACCAGCUGGCCUUUAGAACCACUUUCUAAAGAAGAGAUUCCCCAGCCUAUGCAACCAAUUUUUACUCCACCCAUGAAAACUAUGGAAAUUCAAAGUAUGAUAGAUCAGAGUAUGUAUGUUUCAGGUGCUUUGCAAGCUAUUCCAGCCACAACACAGUCAAUUUUCAAAAAAAUGCCUAGUUCAAAAUCAGAAGUAGUAACAACAGAGGUAACCAAGACCACAGUGUCUGUGGUUAAAGGCCCAGUGCCUGGUUUUGGUUUAGAUAGUGUCGCUAUUACUAUACCUCCAGAGCCACUACACAUAGGAGAUCAACCGAGGUAUAGAGAGAACGGAAGAUUCCAUCCACUGGGCGAUGUCAUAGAUCUUCGCACUUUGUCUAAGAUGGAUAUCGAAAUGAAAGAUAGUUGUAUGGAUUUGUCUGCUGUUUCCAUGGACUUGAGAAGGCAAAUGCCGCCAAGUGAUACAUGUGGGAGGCCAGUAAGUACUGUCCAGCCAGCUAUAAUAAAUCUUAGUACAUGUGUUGCUGAUCCUUCUCUGUCUGUAGUCACUGAGACAGUAACUGUAGUGACCUGCACUGCCACUGUAAGCUACACUUCCAGUACAGACAGCCUUGUGGAUCUGGGGCAUGCGAUGACAACACCACUGCAGCUAACAACAGCAAAGCAUUUUGAGCCUGCAUACAGAGUAACAGGCAGCCAGGCAUUCUCUGCAGGUAGAGAUGAAGUGCCAAUAAAUUUAUCCCUAGGUACUGCAACCCAUGCGGUGACAUGGGCUACUACAAAGCCUGUUACUGUGCCACCUGUUGGUGUUACAAAUGGUUGGACUGAUCUCUCCACUCCUCAGGAUCCCAUGGAGAGUGGAGCAGUUGAUCUUAGCACUACAAAAUCUCACAGAACAGUAGUAACAAUGGAUGAAACUACUUCAGGUAUCAUAACAACGGUGAUAGAAGAUGAUGAAAAGCCUGUGGAUCUGACUGCAGGGAGAAGAGCUGUCUGCUGUGAUGUGGUUUAUAAAUUGCCAUUUGGUAGGAGCUGUACAGCACAGCAGCCGCCAACUACACUUCCUGAAGAUCGCUUUGGUUACAGAGAUGACCAUUAUCAGUAUGAUCGUUCAGGGUCCUAUGGCUACCGAGGAGUUGGAGGUAUGAAACCAUCCAUGUCUGACACAAAUUUAUCAGAAGCUGGACUGUUUGCAUACAAAAGCAAGAAUAGCUUUGAUUAUCGUGUUGGGGCAACUGAUGCAGCAGUAGAUCUUACUUCUGGAAGAGUUACUACAGGUGAGGUUAUGGAUUACUCAAGCAAGACUACUGGUCCUUAUCCAGAGACUCGGCAGGGGAUUUCGGGCAUCGGGCUCAGUACACCGCAGUAUUCCCAGGCAAGAAUGGUAUCAUCUUUGGGUUCCCAGUUUGGCGUUGGAAGUGUUUUAAGAUCAUCCAAUGGUGUUGUUUAUUCUUCAGUAGCAACUCCAAUCCCAUCCACAUUUGCCAUCACUACACAACCCGGUUCUAUUUUUAGUACAUCUGUCAGAGAUUUACCUACUCUCCAGACAAUUGACUCGGUGCCCUCUUUAUCAACUUUGCAACAAAGCCAGCCUCUCCCAAGAUCGUACAGUUUCUUGACGACAGUGGCAGCUGAAAAAGAUAGUGCAAUUACUUCCAUUGAUAUGGAGACAGGGUUACCGCCUCUUACUAUAGAAACUAUUACCACUGAGCCAACCAGCUUGAUACCCACCUUAACUACAGCAUCUGAAGUUUAUACAGAUGUAAUUGAAGAUGACGUUGCCCUUCUUAUUGCCCCUGAAGAAGGCAAACAGCAGCAGCUUGAUUUGGAACGGGAACUUCUUGAGCUUGAGAAAAUUAAGCAGCAGCGCUUUGCAGAAGAGCUGGAAUGGGAACGUCAGGAAAUUCAAAGAUUUAGGGAACAAGAAAAGUUUAUGGUGCAAAAAAAGCUUGAGGAGUUGCAAUCCAUGAAACAUCAUCUCCUAUUUCAGCAAGAAGAGGAGCGACAAGCUCAGUUUAUGAUGAGGCAAGAGACAUUAGCCCAGCAGCAGUUGCAGCUUGAGCAAUUCCAACAACUUCAACAACAGCUCCACCAACAGUUAGAGGAGCAAAAGAUUCGUCAAAUAUAUCAGUAUGGUUAUGACCCUUCAGGAACUGGUUCGCCACAAACUACCACAGAUCAAACACUUUUGGAAGGACAGUAUGCAACCACAGAAAAUGGCCAGUUUUGGCCUGCUGAUGAUGCAACUACUACAGCUUCAGGAGUCCUGGGUAUUGAAAUUCCACAAAGCCAAACGUGGUAUACAGUACAGUCUGAUGGCAUUACCCAGUACAUACCCAGGUCUAGUAUCCUAAGCUCUGCUUCAGAAAUGUCUCUUAAGGAUAUUGAUGUUAGAGAGGAAAAGCAGUUGAAAAAGAGAAGUUCUAUGCCAAAAUUACGUGGUCCAUAUGAGGAGCUUGAGGAGACCCUGGAAGGAGAGCCCCGGUGCUUCAAAAAGAUAGUGGACAGUGGAGUGCAAACUGAUGAUGAAGAUGGAGCAGACAGAGGUUAUACAAACAGGAGACGGAGAAAUAAGAAAAGUGUUGAUACGAGUGUUCAGACAGAUGAUGAAGAUCAAGAUGAAUGGGAUCUUUCUAGCAGAUCCAGAAGGAAGCCUCGUGUAGGGAAAUACAGUGAGAGUACUGCUGAGGUAGACAAAGCUAAACAAUUCUCUAAAGUAUCUAGUAUUGCAGUUCAGACAGUGGCAGAGAUUUCAGUACAAACAGAACCCGUAGGAACAAUAAGAACACCUUCAGUCAGGGCCCGAUUGGAUGCUAAGGUUGAAAUCAUAAAACACAUUUCAGCUCCAGAAAAGACAUAUAAAGGAGAAAGUUUGGGAUGUCAAACUGAGACAGAGUCAGAUACUCAAAGUCCCCCAUAUCUGUCAGCUUCAUCUCCUCAGAAAGAUAAAAAACGCCCAACACCAUUAGAGAUAGGAUACUCAUCCCACCUUCGUCCAGACUCCACACUCCAGGUAGUCCCUUCCCCUCCCAAAUCUCCCAAAGUUCUCUAUUCACCCAUUUCACCGGUUUCACCGAGCAAAGUUAUAGAGUCAGCAUUUGUACCCUAUGAAAAACCCAUCACUGAUGACAUCAGCCCUCAGAAGAUGCUGCAUGCUGACAUUGCCAAGGUUCCUCCAUCAAGCCCAAAGGCAGCAAAGAUGAUGCAACGCUCUAUGUCUGACCCUAAGCCCCUGAGUCCCACAGCAGAAGACAGUUCAAGAGCUCAGUUUCAGUACACUGAGGGUUACAUGACAAAAGGUUCUUCAAGCAUAACUCCAUCAGGCACUCAAAAGAAGGUGAAGAGGACUCUGCCCAACCCACCUCCAGAGGAAGCAACAGCAGGAACACAGUCGCCAUAUACUUCUGUGGGAUCAGUUUCACGGAGAAGGAUUUGUAGGACCAACACUAUGGCCAGAGCCAAAAUUCUUCAGGAUAUAGACAGGGAAUUGGAUCUGGUUGAACGUGAAUCAGCCAAGCUUAGGAAAAAGCAAGCAGAGCUAGAUGAGGAGGAAAAAGAAAUAGAUGCCAAGCUGAGAUACUUGGAAAUGGGUAUUAAUAGGAGAAAAGAAGCCUUACUGAAAGAAAGAGAAAAGAGAGAGCGUGCCUAUCUCCAAGGAGUAGCAGAAGAACGUGAUUAUAUGUCAGACAGUGAAGUUAAUAAUACUAGGUCAACCAGAAUAGAAACUCAGCAUGGCUUGGAAAGACCACGUACUGCACCCCAGACAGAAUUUAACCAGUUUAUGCCACCACAAACCCAGCCAGAAACACAGUUUGCCCCUGCUACAAGCCCAUAUGCUCAAUAUCAGUAUUCAUCUCCUGCCCUGCCAACUCAAGCACCAACUCAGUUCACACAGCAGUCACAUUACCAACAGCAGCCUUUAUAUCACCAGCAGGUUUCACCCUAUCAGACCCAGACAGCUUUCCAAACAGGAGCUACUAUGUCCUAUACUCCACAGGCCCAACCUCCACCAUCACAACAGCCAUCAUAUCAACUCCCAUCACAGAUGAUGGUGAUACAGCCAAAGCCAAGACAAACUACAUUGUAUUUGGAGCCUAAGAUAACAACAAACUAUGAUGUAAUUCGAAAUCAGCCUCUCAUGAUAGCACCAGUUUCAACUGACAAUAAUUAUGCAGUUUCCCAAUUGGGCAGUAAAUACUCUACCUUGGACUUAAGGAUAGGGCUAGAUGAGAGAAACAGCAUAGCAAGCAGCCCUAUAUCAAGCAUAUCUGCAGAUUCAUUCUAUGCAGAUAUAGACCACCACCAUACGCCCCGAAAUUAUGUGCUGAUUGAUGAUAUAGGAGAACUUACUAAAGGAACAGGAGGACUUGGUUCCAGUUUUACCCUCCAUGAGAAAGAUCUGACCAAAACAGAUCGACUGCUUCGCACAACUGAGGCCAGGAGAGCACAAGAAGUGUCAGACUUCCUAGCACCACUGCAGACUUCUUCUAGGUUACAUUCCUAUGUUAAAGCUGAGGAAGAUCCAAUGGAGGACCCUUAUGAGCUCAAACUUCUGAAACACCAGAUAAAACAAGAGUUCCGUAGAGGUGCAGAAAGUCUUGAUCAUCUGGCUGGCCUGUCACAGUAUUACCAUGCAGAGGGCAGCUACAGGCAUUUUCCAAAAUCUGAGAAAUACAGCAUAGGUAGGCUUACUCUUGAGAAACAGGCUGCUAAACAGCUCCCAGCAGCCCUCCUUUACCAGAAGCAAUCAAAACACAAGAAAGCUUUGAUAGACCCCAAACUAACAAAGUUUUCACCUAUCCAAGAAAGCAGAGACCUUGAGCCUGACUACUCAAGCUAUAUGACUUCUAGCACUUCAACACUUGGGGGAAUUACAACGAGGGCAAGGCUUCUUCAGGAUGAUAUCACUUUUGGCCUUAGAAAAAACAUCACUGACCAACAGAAAUACAUGGGGCCAGCACUGACUUCAUCCAUUGGAGGAGGCCUUGGGACUGCACUAGGUCCAACAAUGAGAUCCACAUUACAAGAUGAUUCAGACAAGUCUUAUAGCAGUGGUAGUAGAUCUAGGCCCUCAUCUAGACCAUCCUCAGUGUAUGGGCUUGAUUUGUCAUUAAAAAGGGAUUCUUCCAGUUCUUCUUUAAGACUGAAAGCCCAGGAAGCUGAACCCUUAGAUGUUUCCUUUAGCCAUGCUGCACCUUCUGGAAGAACUAAACCCACCAGUCUACCUAUUAGCCAAAGCAGGGGAAGGAUCCCUAUAGUAGCGCAGAACUCAGAGGAAGAGAGCCCACUAAGUCCUGUUGGCCAGCCAAUGGGCAUGGCAAGAGCAGCAGCUGGACCCUUGCCACCAAUUUCUGCAGAUACCAGGGACCAAUUUGGAUCGAGCCAUUCAUUACCUGAGGUCCAGCAACAUAUGAGGGAGGAGUCACGGACUCGAGGCUAUGAUCGAGAUAUAGCCUUCAUCAUGGAUGACUUCCAGCAUGCAAUGUCAGACAGUGAAGCCUAUCAUCUCCGUCGUGAAGAAACAGAUUGGUUUGACAAGCCCAGGGAGUCUCGUUUGGAGAAUGGACAUCCCCUUGACAGAAGGCUGCCAGAGAAGCUGUCCCACUCCCGACCACCAAGUCAACAUCAAGAUCAAAUAAGCUGUCAAAUAAAUGGGAAACCCCUGCAGUACAUUUUCCCUCAUGCAAGGCUCAAACUGCUGAGAGACCCAAAGGAUCACACAGUUUCAGGCAACGGUCUGGGAAUCCGAGUUGUAGGUGGGAAAGAAAUUCCAGGAAGCAGUGGGGAAAUUGGAGCUUACAUUGCCAAGGUCUUGCCUGGGGGCAAUGCAGAGCAGACAGGGAAGCUGAUAGAAGCACCAGGAUUUGUGUAUGCAAGUGGUAUGUCCAGAGAGCAAGAGAUACCAACUACUGAGUCUUCCUCUGGGUUCUUAAAUUGGCAGCCAUGUAACGGUCUUAGAGGAAUGCAGGUGCUGGAAUGGAAUGGCAUCCCCUUGACUGGGAAAACUUAUGAAGAAGUCCAAAGCAUUAUUAUUCAACAGAGUGGGGAAGCAGAAAUAUGUGUAAGACUGGACCUGAACAUGCUCUCCGACUCUGAGAAUCCCCAGCACCUGGAGCUGCAUGAGCCAGUAAGGGCAGUAGAUAAAGCGAAAUCCCCAGGGGUUGAUCCCAAACAGCUGGCUGCAGAGCUCCAAAAGGUUUCUCUACAGCAGUCGCCCCUGGUUGCUUCAUCAGGAGUCGAAAAGGGAUCUCAUGUUCACUCUGGAACCACUUCUGCCACCUCCAGUGCUGUUCCCAGCCCUGGUCAGCCCGGUUCUCCCUCAGUGAGCAAAAAGAGGCACAGCAGCAAGCCCACAGAAACUACGAAGUCUGCUUCCCAUCCAAUCACUGGAGAGAUUCAGCUUCAAAUCAACUAUGACAAACACCUUGGCAACCUUAUCAUCCACAUCCUUCAGGCAAGAAACCUUGCUCCCAGAGACAACAAUGGCUAUUCAGACCCCUUUGUUAAAGUUUAUCUUCUUCCAGGGAGAGGACAAGUCAUGGUUGUCCAAAAUGCAAGUGCCGAGUACAAGCGGAGAACUAAGUACAUACAGAAAAGCUUGAAUCCUGAGUGGAAUCAAACAGUCAUUUACAAAAAUAUCUCCAUGGAGCAGCUGAAAAAGAAAACACUGGAAGUGACUGUCUGGGAUUAUGAUAGAUUCUCCUCGAAUGACUUCCUUGGUGAAGUUUUGAUUGAAUUAUCCAGUGUCUCUCAGCUUGACAACACUCCUCGGUGGUACCCUCUGAAGGAACAGAGUGAAAACAUUGAUCAUGGGAAAUCUCAUUCUGGACAGAGUAGCCAGCAAUCCCCAAAACCAUCUGUCAUCAAAAGCAGAAGUCAUGGAAUCUUCCCGGACCCUUCCAAGGACAUGCAGGUGCCCACCAUUGAGAAAUCCCACAGCAGUCCAGGGAGUUCCAAGUCUUCCUCCGAGGGACAUCUACGCUCUCACGGUCCAUCUCGCAGCCAAAGCAAAACCAGUGUCACUCAAACUCACCUCGAAGACGCUGGGGCAGCCAUCGCCGCUGCUGAAGCAGCUGUCCAACAGCUUCGUCUUCAACCAACAGCACAUAAAAGCGGUCAGUCUAAUCAUGCCAGGAAGCAGCACAGACACAGCAUAGCAGGAGUCCUCCCUAUUCAAAGAACUCAGUCUGACAAUCUGCCUCCACCAGCCAAUGACAACAAAGACCAAAGCCAACUAGCCCUCAGGAAAGUGAUGUCUGAUGGACCAGUCAAGCCUGAAGGAGCAAGGUCUACUAAUCACCGACCUGCAGAAAGUUCUGUCUCCACUGGCUCAUCAGCCAGUAGCUUUGGCAGUGGAUACAGCAUGGAUAGCGAAAGCAGCAGCAGUGCCACAGGAGAUAAUAAUCUAUUCCCCAUCCCAAGAAUAGGGAAGAUGAGCCAGAAUGGACAAGAACCAGUAAAGCAGUCGGGAGUAGGAUUAACCGAUGCAGAAGGUAAAACACAGGUUAUGGGUGAAAUCAAGAUUGCAUUAAAGAAGGAAAUGAAGACAGACGGAGAACAGCUGAUAGUAGAAAUCCUUCAGUGCAGAAAUAUCACAUACAAAUUUAAAUCUCCAGAUCAUCUACCAGACCUGUAUGUGAAGCUGUAUGUUGUCAAUAUGACUACCCAAAAGAGAGUAAUUAAGAAGAAAACUAGGGUAUGCAGACAUGACCGAGAGCCUUCAUUCAAUGAAACAUUUAGAUUUAGCUUGAGUCCUGCUGGGCAUUCUCUUCAGAUUCUGCUUGUCUCCAAUGGAGGGAAAUUUAUGAAAAAGACACUGAUUGGGGAAGCUUAUAUCUGGCUUGACAAAGUGGAUCUAAGGAAAAGAAUAGUAAACUGGCACAAACUGUUGGUCAGCUCCACACAAACACACUGAGCAGAGAUGUUUGCUUAGGGCACAAAAUCUUCAGAUCCUGCUAUAAGCAGCAUCACUCCAAGACUAUAGUUUGAUAUCAUUGUGUUUAGCUAGUCUUUCAGAAUACAAAAUAGAAAAGAGCAGUCUCUGGGCUACAUAGCACACUUAAAUGAGGGCUAGUACAUUUGUUUUGCUGCAAAAGACAGCAAAAGUAAAAGAAAACCUGGGCCCAGAAGUUAAAGUGCGGCUGUUUGAACUGAAGACUGACAUGAGGGCUCAGUGAUGUUGGACUCUUUGUGAAGAGAGUAACUGUGAAGGAAAUAAUGAAGGCUGGAAGGCAGGUGUUAAUGCAGAGUUCAGCUGCAGCUGGAGGUAGUGUGAUUGGAAGAGCAGUCUGGUUUUCUGCGCAACCAGAAGGAGAUCACUUUAUGCAAAAGCACCUACGGUGACUGACUUUCCAGAUCUCACUUAUCAGAAGUGCAAAACUUGCUCCUCUGCACCUUAAGAUCUCUGAUAAUUCUCUGUAGUGAGACUAUGCCACUUGACACAAACUGCAAGGUGUGAUAAUGUUAUUUUUUCCUUCUUUAUUUUUCCUUCAAAAACUAUGCUGUGAAGAAUCAGAUCUGAUUGUUUCAUUUGUUUUUGUGUGUUAACAAUGAAUUUAAACCACUGUCCUGAAAAGUAAGUGAUAAGAACAUAUAAAUGGUCUAUAAUCUGGAAUGUGGUUUGAAAUAAAAAGGACAGGAUGCAAACUGCACUAUAAGAGGAAGAAAAAAAUGCUGUUUUGAUGCCAGUGACACCAUACUUCACCCUUCGCUUUGAAUUGGCAGUUUUAAAAAAGUUUGGAAUUGAAGAGACUUAGGCACUAGGACUAAUACCAUUAUUCCAACUAGUCCUUCCACUUUCAGAACCAGUCUUUACUGAAACUGUGCAGAGAUGAUGAAUUCUAGGCUAUUUUGUGGGUACUUUGGAGCAGUGAACCCACUAUGCUAACAUCAACCCACUCGGUGCAGGGCUCUGUAUCACAUCAGUGACACACCUGAAAUCUAAAGGGAAGGGAUAGCAGGGCAGUUACUGCCUGGAUACUGUUGCAUUAGAACAAAUUAAGAACAUCCUUUUGCUAUCUCAGGUGAAUGUCUUAGUGUAAUCCACUCAACAGUGUGGCUUCUCAGUUAGGAAAGAAGUAAAUAGGAAGAUAACUUGCAACUGUGUCAGCACUUCCAUGCUCAGAGUCCCACUUUCAGGGGCUUGAAGCCACGUAGUUAGACCAUUUGGGAAGAAACUACUGCCUGGGAUGGCUUAGGCUGGUUAUGUUUUCCAUUGUACCAUUUUUGAAGAUGGGAGAGUUUUUUCCUCCCAUUCCUAAAAGUAUGGCAGUUUCUUUAAAAGACAAGAAUCAAUAUGGUACUAAAAUCCCAUGUUGCUCAGAAGUCAUUUAAUAUUUCACAGCUUCAUUAAAAAGUAGUUUCCCUGAAAAUAUUACUUCAUGACCUUUGCAUAUUUAAAAAGAAAAUGACCAAAAUUCUGUGCUCCAGACAUUUCUGUUUCUGGCCCAAUAAGGACUUUUCACAAAUUACUUAAUGUACAUCAUCUUAUAUUUUCUCAAUAUAUGUAGUACACUUCCACGGGUUGUGCAAGACCAACUUCUGGAAAAUAAUACAUGCUUUUAAAAGAAGGAAAAAAAAAAAAAGGAUCAGUUUACUCAGAAGCUGGACUGACCAUGAGAAAGUUACACCAUUUAAUCUGGUGACACUUCCCACAUACAGUUUUUGAUUUAUCUUUGUCAACUUAAAAUAAUACUGUGGAAAAGGAAUAGAAGAAACACACAGAAGAUAUUAAUGCUACACAUACCAAGAAAACUCCUGUUAAGUUAUUGAUAACCUGCUGGUAGCCUGCUUACCUUGCAAGCAGAACAAUCACAUGAAAAUCUUAUUAGCUGUCCUAAAAACACAACAUCACUGACAGUGGAAGUAGGAUGUGUGUGCUUCAAUGUUGAAUUCUAUGCUUUCACCAGUAUAUGUAUGCCCUACCUCUCAUACAUUUUGAAAACAGUCUUCUGGAGUUAUUGUAAACAUUCUAUAUGUUUUGAUGUUGUGUAUGUUUUUUAUAAGAAGGUAAAUACUUCAAAGAAAAAAUCCCCAAUCGAACCAAAAAGUCCUAUGUGGGUAUAUUCGACAUGUGUUGCUCUUUUGGUAGGUUAUUUUGCAUUCCUGAUGACUAUAGUGUGUUCUUUUCUUGAAAAAAAAUAUCAAACUCCCCUUCCAACUUCUAGUUUCAAUUACUGUGUGAAGUACAAGCUGCGAGGUGGGCAAUUUUGUGCAAACUGCUGGUAAUUCUGUUCUCUCUAAGAUUUUUUAUAAAGACAGAGAUUCAUGCUGGCAGUUGCUAUGGAGAUUUCCAGCAGGAGCAAGCACUGUCUGGCUGCCUUUCUGGGAUACCUGUAAUCAUCACUCUUAAUUGAGAAAUUGGAUGGGCAUGCUUUGCUCUCACACACAUACCAAUGUGGCUAUGUUUUUCUACCAUAGUUGUGUUGAGUGGUAUAGCUGUGGCUCUACGGAACAGCAACCUUUGUGGGUUAAUCAGCUGUCAGCAACUGGUUUAACUCAGGCAUCUUUGAUUCUCUGAUCAACACACAAAAUGUUUCUGCAUGUUGAAAUGGCAGUUUUAGACUCCUCUCAUGAAACGCAAAGAGUAGUUUGUCAGGAAUGCAGCACUGUGUUGGCCAGCUGCAGGAAGGUUGGGACUCCUUUGGUGUCACCCUGGAUGAGCUAGAGACAGACCUGGGCCCACUCUCCCUCUUUUCCAAUGCAGCAUCUUUCAGAGGUCAGAGGAUGCUUCCAAAGUGUGCCAAGUUCCUUUUUUGACCAAAUUUCUAGGUUGUACUGGAAUCACUCUAUGCAACACAGGUUCGUGUUUGUUUGAAUGCAUUUUUUUUCCCCCUUUUUUUUUUUCCCCUUGUUUUAUGAGUGGUCAGGAAAAACUCCCUUGUGACGUUUUGUGAAGAAUAAUCUAACAAGGACUAUUAGUAUUUUUUUGCUUUUUUUGUAUAGAUCUCAGUACAUUUUUUUUUCAUUUUUUUUCUCAUUAAGUUUUGUUUCUUUUAUCUGGCCAAAAGUGCUUAGAUGUGGCAACAGCUUUUAUAAUUUCUGAGUGAUUGAUUAGUGAUGAGUUCACGUAUUUCUAUGUUUGCUUUGAAGACACGUUGCAGGGAGGCAACAGCAGAGGCAUUUUAACUUUUUUUAUUCAUCAAUCUGCUGAGUCAACAGAGAUUGAAGCUGCUUCCUUGUUCAAGGCCUUGUAUAGUGGAAACAAGCUGAAAAAUGAGCAAAAGCACAGUGUGUGUGUUUACAAAUGACAGGGAUUUCUAAUGUUAUCAUUAUUAUUAUUAUUAUACAUUCAGUGAGCAGCAAACAGCCACUUUUUUUUUUCUUUUCAGGUUAAAACUAGACAUGAGAGUUUCUAUGAUGAAUGUUGAACUAGCUAUUUAUCAUUACACUUUAAAGGGAUAGUAUCCAGGGGCAAUGAGUGCUGCUCCUUUAUUACCCAUGUUUUUUACAUUACAUGGAUCCUGUGUGGAAGAAACAAAAACCCAAUCCAAACCAGUUGAAGUCAAUAACAACUGAUCUGUUGAAUUAAACUCGCUUUAAAUCAAAAACUGGGAAGUAUUUAUUUUUCUGGAUGCUGGGUGUUUGCAUGUUUUGGUUGUGGUAGCUGGUAACCAGCUGAUAUUGAUUUGUACUUUGAGGAUGAUGAUGAGGAAAAAGAAAACAUCUAUUAUAUUGUAAGCUAGUGUGUGCCCAAUAGAGAUUACUUAAUUGGGAAUUAGUUUCAUGGAAAUAUCAGAAAGAUGUUAAUAGUAUUUUUUUAAAUUAUUAUUUGAAUCAUAACUGACACUAUUUUAAGUACUUUAUUUUCAUUGCUACAAUGUUGAAUGUCCCAGAUUUCAUUAUUUGAGUAUAUAUCUAGAUAUGUACAUACAUAUGUGAAUAAGACAGAAAAUUUGCCUUUGUGUGAGUGUGACUUAUAAAGGUAAUGAAACAGAGAGGAAAUUUAGUGUAAGUAUCCACCUACAUUAUAUUUAACCACUAGUCCUAAAUGCCUUGUGAAUUUUCAGUACACAUGGCAUGUAGGAUCAGUUACUCUUUAUAAAUACAUGUUGCCUUCAGAAGGAAAAUAGAAAGAAUAACCGGAUACUCUCUCUUUAAAUCAUAAAAAGCAUUUUAAUGUUUUCUAUAUGUUUGGUUUUAUUAUUUUCAAAAGAUUAAUAAGCAAAUAUAUCAAUGAGCUCAAAAAUUAUAAUAUAUAUAGAUAUCCAUAAUGCAAAAUAGAUGAUUUGAGAGAAAGCUGUUUUCUUAAUUUGUUACCCUGUAAAUAAGUAUACAUUUUUGUAAAACAAACUGAGUUUAACUCAUUAAUUCCAUCUGACAUCCAAGCAUGUGAAUGUGUCCUUAUUUGGUUGUAUCUUAUAGAUGUUCAGUGGCGUGCUCAGGUGCUCAACAAUGGCUGACUAGCGUGUGUGCUGUCAUGCUACGGACAACGUGUACAGCAUACCCAAUGUUUAAAAAAAAUCCCAAAACACACAAAAAAAACCACAAAAACAAACAAACAAACAAACAAAAAAAAAGAUUAGUCCUUGGAGAAAUGUAAUGUUUCCACAGUGAUUGUUGCAUGCAUAGGUGGUGGUUUGUUGAUAUUCAUUUUGGUUUGAAUUUCCUUUAAUUUUCAUUUUUUUUCCAGAUUCAUCAGCAAAAAAAAAAAAAAAAACACAAAAAAAACCAACCAAAAAAAAAAAAAACAGACCUGUUCGAAAAGUUGUAAAAACUUGAAACAAAAGCAGUAUGAAAAUUGUAUAAAAAUGCUUGUAAAUCUGUUUCAGUUUUCACUUUAUGUAUAAAUCCAUGUCAUGGUUUUGUGAUUGUAUACAGGAUGUAUCUUGAGAACUUAUGCAAAUUGUGCUCUAUAAAGGCUGUUAUUCCAGUCUGACAAAUAAAUAUUUAAAAUAUC
Messenger RNA from Pezoporus occidentalis (night parrot), 20933 nucleotides. RefSeq names its product piccolo presynaptic cytomatrix protein (gene PCLO). NCBI's taxonomy places the organism in Eukaryota, Metazoa, Chordata, Aves, Psittaciformes, Psittacidae. Gene Ontology annotation, cellular component: GABA-ergic synapse; cytoskeleton of presynaptic active zone; axon. Gene Ontology annotation, molecular function: metal ion binding; structural constituent of presynaptic active zone; protein binding. Gene Ontology annotation, biological process: presynaptic active zone assembly; protein localization to synapse. The transcript is spliced from 27 exons. The record is from RefSeq and is a predicted model, not a curated record. The coding region runs from base 156 to 15950 and encodes 5264 amino acids.